CCGGAAGUGGGUUGAUGUUGAUAGAAAGUUUGUGGACAUGAGAGAUUUAAUUUUAGCUAGUUUGUGUCUAGUUUCAAAGGAAUCUUGACAGUUGAAAUAGAUUAGAUGAUAAGGCCUUGAAAAAUGGCAUUUACUAGUUCCCAAGGGAUUGAAGGAAAAUCCCUCAACUACCAACAGAGAGGUACAAAUAAUUCCCCAGUGCCACAGUUAAACCCUCCACCACCAAUACCUCAAAGAUCAAGAAGAUCCGAUCCUCCUUCGAUGGGAUGGAAUAUACCUGAUUUCUCAGACACAAGAACAAAUUCUACAGUGGAACAAAAUUUCAUGAAUCCAGCAUCUGAUCCAUUUGGAAAUUCUUUUGAAAAUAAUUUCAUGGGAAAUGUUUCAAUGCAGAAUAAUACAAGUUCCACAGGAACUAACAUACCUAGAAACAAUAGUCCUUUAUCAUUGACAAUGCCUGAUCCUAGUUCUAAAGUCAGAGACUCUUUGAUAGCUCUAUCCCCAGACAAACCCACAGUUACACACCAAAAGGACUUUAGUCAGACUAAGUAUAGCAUGGAUUUACAAGGGCUGUCUUUUGACCAUUCAGAAAGCAAUGAAAAUGUUAAUAAAAUAUCAUCAAGUUCUUCAUCUGAAAACUUGUCUUCCAAUUCAAACAACCCGGCAUAUCCAGAUAUUAGUCAUGCAUUUAGAGAAGUAAGAAGAGAACCAACAAGACCUGAUUAUAGUGUUAGAUUACCGACCCCCUGGCAGACCUCUGGACAUACAGGAAGUUAUGGCUGGAAUCAAGACCUUUUUACUCCAAACUUUAAUAAUGCAUCUAAUGAUCCAUGGGCUGUGAAUAGUGCUACAAAUGUGACUGCUUCUGGACCCCCAUUACCCCCUAGAAAAAGUGUUUCAAAUGUCCCAAAUAUUUAUCCUACAAAUUUACAAAUUGGACAUGGACUGGUUCAGGUGCUCCCUAUGCAUCCACCAGCUCCAAAUUUACAAAAUUCUGGAAAUCAGGCUGUCAUGGCGGGUAAAUUUCAACAUCAGUUUUCUCAACCACAGCCUUAUAAUCCUACACCAAACAUUAGUUCUACAAUUAAUGCAAACAGACCCGCUAGUAUGCAUGGUACUGAUGCAUGGUUGAAAAACAGACUUAAUGUGCCUCAAACAGGUCUUCAUAGAACUGCUAGUGCUAGUGAGUUUGAUGACAUAAGGGGAGAUAAAAAACAAACUGAAUCUGAAGUUUUUCAGGACAACUUUCAUAAUCGUGAUUUUGUGGACGAUGCGCUACCACGUAGUCGUAAAGGAAGUGAUUUGAUUGAAUUGUCUGACGAAGAAAGAGAUGACGUUGAAAAAGAAUAUUUGUCUUUAGAAUCUUUUGAUCCAUUGUAUAGAAGACAAAGAAGUGAGUCUGUCAGUUCAAGAGAAGGUGUAUUGACGGGAUCGCCAAAAGGUGGAUUUCCCUCUUUUGUGUUCGCAGAGGCAACAGAGGUGAAGCCUGUCAACAGAGGUCUUAAGGACAGUGGAUAUGGUUCAUCAUUAUAUCCACAAAUUCCAGAUGAGGAUGAUGAGAAGGGAGUUUGUCCAAUGGCCAGCCAUGAUGAGCUAGAGAUAUUUCUCAGGAGUGAGGUACCAGUUGCAGAAGAAACAGAACAAAAAGCACCUCCUCGGCCACCCCCUCCUAAAUCACAGGAUAAAUCAUUUGAGAGGCUGAGGCAGCAUAUGUUUGUAGAUGACGAGUCCAAUGCAUUCUGUCAGAUGGUUGUUGAAUUGAAAUCACGGUACAAGUCAACAGACACAAAAACCAACCUAGGAUUUAUAGUCAGUCCGCUCUGUACUAAACAACAGUGUUCCAUGUCUGUUAAAAUUAUAGUGUACUCUGACUUUGUUACUGAGCCAGUUGUGUUUACAUGUGAAGUUGAAAAUCCAACAGAAAUGGUGAUUAGCCAUGUAUUAUAUAGUUCCUUAGGAGCAUCCCAGAAAGAUUUAAACACAUCUGACUUUUUACUAAAGGUUUAUGACAGAUCAGAAUAUCUUCUCAAUAAGUUUCCAUUGUGUCGAUAUGAAUAUGUCCAUAACUGCUUGAAGCUUGAUGAAGAUAUUAAGUUUACGCUAAUGAGGAGACAGGAAGUCUUAUUACCAUUUCUUAGAACAAUUGAUGAUGAUAGCCAAUGUUUGUAUUUUCCUAAAGAGUAUGUGAAAACAGAUGAAAUGAUUGCCAACAAGGAACAGAUGGAGAUUCUGCUGAAUGCAUUUUAUGUUGAAGUAGAGAAGUUGAGAGAUCAUAUCUUAAAGAAUGAAACAGCACUAAUCAGGUCUCAGCAGUUAAGCCAAGCUGUGAAGGCCAUAUGUUUGACUUUAUGUAAGAUAGAAACUAUGGACAUAACAAAAACACUACAGAGAGUAGAAAAUAUUGUAGCACAGCUCACAGGUCAAGAAAGUCAAGUUUUGUGUAAGGAUACCGAAGACUAUGCCACACAACAAGCCAUUGGGUAUCUUAAACAUGGUAUGGCAAUUAAAUGUUCAUUGAUAGAAGAAAUGGAAGAGGCUUUAGAUCAGCUUUUGAAGGCUGUGAAAGAAUUUAUUAGAAUGUACUGCAUAACAUUCCAUACAGAUUUUCUUAUUGGUUCUACUGUCAAGGCAGACUGGGGCAGCAAAUCAGUAACCACUGUUGAAGAUAAUUUUAUAUUACAUAUAGCAACAGUACACAGAAUUCCUCCAUACUGGUCUACUAAAUAUGAUGAAUAUAAAGUUGUAUGUUCUUUGUACUAUGCUAACAAGAAGAUUGAACUGGACAGAAUGACAAGUUUUAAAGCCAUCAGUAGUACUGGCCUGUGUGAUAGAAUAAUGUGGGAUGAAUGGAUAAAUUUUGAAAAUGUGAUAUUAAUGACCUUGCCAAGGGAGACAAGACUAUGUCUGACUUUGUAUGGUCAGAAAUCUGUAGCGCCUGGUAACAACAGUCCUGCUAAUGUUACUGAUAAAUUACAAACUGUUCUGGGUGGAGUCACUAUACAACUUUACUCACAGAAGGAAGAGUUGAUACGAGGGAGUCACCUAGUUCCAUUAAGAAUGCAUGCAGCGGCUGAUCCAUUGUUACCUGUUGGUUCUGUCAUACAGAAUGAUGCUGUAUUAAUGCAGAUAAAUUUUCCAGAUUUUGGUUGUCAUGUUGAAUUUCCUACAGUAAUGACAUCUAAAAUUUCACAAAAGAGAAGUUUUAAUUCACUAUUAUCAGAAAUCCAAGAAGUUAUUAAAACUGUGAUGGAGAAAGAUUGUAUUUCAUCAUGCCAGGCAGAUGAGUUGGGAAUUUUGUGGCAAUACAGACAUUAUUUAUAUGACAAUCCAAAUCUGUUACCAUGGAUACUACAGGGACAGAUAAACUGGGAUUUUUCACAUUUAUCAGAAAUAUAUGAUUUGCUAGGACUUUGGAAGAAGUUAGAUCCCAUGCAGUCAUUGGAGCUAUUACUUCCUCAAUAUUCAGACACACAUGUGAGAGAGUUUGCAUGUAGAUGCUUGCAAGAUAUGCCUACUGAUGAACUCAUUGAUUUUCUUCCUCAACUUAUACAGGCAUUGAAGUUUGAAAGUUACCAUGGAUCAGCAUUAGCUAAACUGUUACUUGAGCAAUCCUGUAAAAGUAUUCGAUUUGCUCAUCAGCUCUUUUGGUUGUUAAAAGGUGCUGCUCAAGACCAGGGAUAUAAAAGACGAUAUGAGUUAAUGUUUGUUGCACUGGUCAGUGUGGCCGGUGAUGCACUGUAUCAGGAGUUUAAAAAACAGGAAGAAAUGGUCAAAUAUCUGACACAAACAUCGGAAAGAGUUCAAGUGGCUAAAGACAAGGAUAAUACACUGAAGAGAGAGUUACAAACUGUAUAUGAGUUAUUCCAUGACAAAGGAGACGUAUUAAUGCCAUACAACCCUGGUAUAUCUGUUUGUGGCCUUGAUCUGAAAUCAUGUUCAUAUUUUACUUCAAAUGCCGUUCCAUUAAAACUUGUGUUUAAGAAUUCCAAGCAGCAUGCUGAUCCUGUAUACUCUAUGUUUAAGGUUGGUGAUGAUUUACGACAGGACAUGUUAACACUACAGAUGAUAAGAAUUAUGGACAGAUUGUGGUUAAAACAAGGACUAGAUCUGAAAAUGAUUACGUUUUCUUGUCUUGCUACAGGACCUAAGAAGGGCAUGGUGGAAAUAGUAACAGAAUCUGACACGUUACGCAAAAUACAAGUAUCCUCUGGGGUCACAGGGUCAUUUAAAGAUCGACCAAUCAAAGAGUGGUUACAGAAACAUAAUCCAACAGAAUUAGAAUAUCAGAAGGCGGUAGAAAAUUUCACUAGAUCAUGUGCAGGUUACUGUGUAGCUACGUAUGUACUUGGAAUCUGUGAUCGACACAAUGACAAUAUCAUGUUAAAACAGUCGGGUCACAUGUUUCAUAUCGACUUCAACAAAUUCCUUGGUGAUGCUCAAAUGUUUGGAAAUAUCAAAAGAGACAGAGUGCCUUUUGUUCUGACAUCUGAUAUGGCCUAUGUUAUCAACAAUGGUGAAAAACAGAACAAUAAAUUCCAGGAGUUUGUUGAUAUGUGUUGUCAAGCUUUUAAUAUCCUCAGAAAAAAUACUAAUCUGUUUCUUAAUUUGUUUGCUCUUUUAUCCAAGUCUGGUAUCCCAGGUAUCCAUAAGGAUGCAGCUAGAUAUAUACAGAGAGUACUGUUACCUGGUCAGACCUCAGUUCAGGCCUCGGCUAUAUUUACUAGAAUGAUAGAAGAGAGUCUGAAGUCUGUGUUUGUCCAGUUUAAUUUCUUUAUACACAACCUAGCUCAACUCAAGUUUUCCAGUCAUCAGGAAGGUGCUCUGUUAUCAUUUGUUCCUAAAACUUACAGUUUAAACACAGAUGGUAAAAUAAGUAAAGUUGAAGUCCAUAGUUACCAGAAACGGUAUACUCCAGAAAGACAUUAUAUAUUUAUCCUGAGAGUGGAGAGGGAGAAUCAGAAAGUGCCAAGCUAUGUCUUCCGUCAUUUUUCAGAAUUUGUAGAAUUUAGAAAUAAACUGAUGGAGAUGUUCCCAUUGAUACCAUGGCCACAUCUAUCUAGCAAAGUAAUUUGGGGAAGAUCUCACAUUAAAGCUGUAGCAGAAAUAAGGAAAAAAGAAAUUGAAAACUUUUUACAAGAGCUAUGGAUAAAGGCGGCAGAAAUAUCUGAGAGUGAUAUUGUUUAUACAUUCUUCCAUCCAUUGCUGAGAGAUGAACAAGAGGCUCAGAAAGAAAAUCUGGGGAUUCAGAAAUUCAGAGAGCAGCCACUACCUUCACCUAAAGAAGUUCAAGUCCAGUUAGUCCCUCAAGGCUCCCCAUUUGGCCAAGUGAAGUUGUCACUUGAAUACAAAAAGAGCACUUUGAUGAUAAUGGUGAUGCAUGCAAAAGACUUGCCUGGUGGUUCUACCUUGCCUAGUCCCUAUGUGAAAAUUUACCUUCUACCAGAUCCAGAUAAACAAACAAAAAGGAAAACUAAAAUCGUAAAAGACACGACACAUCCUACAUAUAAUGAAGUUAUUGAAUAUAAAAUGUCUGAUAGUGAUAUGCGUAUGAAGACUUUACAAGUUAGUGUAUGGGACCAUGAUAGGUUGGGAGAAAACAAUCUAAUAGGUGCUGUGUAUAUCAAGUUACGGAAUGUUAAUCUUGAUGGUGAUAAUGUGCAAUGGUAUAAUUUGGACAGAAUACAAAUAACUGAUGCUUCCAUGUUGGCAUGACGACAGUUCAUCCUGAUCUUUGUAAUGUUUUGUUGCAGAAUUAAGAUGAUGAUUCCAUUCUCCUCAAUUUAUAAUCUGGAUUUGUCCAUAGAAUUUGUAAACUAUACAUAUAUAUAGUAAUUGGCUACCAGUUAUUUUGUAUCUUUUAUGGUUGAGUAAAAUCUCCUCUUUGAAUUUUAAGAUGUAAAUCAAAUAGAAGAUUCAACGAUUAGAAAAUUAAAUGGUGCUUCCAUAUUGCCAUGACAACAACUCAUAUGGGUCAAAAAUUGCAAUGUUUGGUUGCAAAAUUCAGUCAUAAUUUAUUUUAAUCUUCUUUAAUAAAAAUUAAUUUGCAUUCAUAUAUCAAAUUCCGUAAUUCUGUUUACAAGAUAAAGUUGGCAUCGAAAAUUUUUCCAGCUGACUUAUUUCGGCUUAGGGAUCAUAAACACAUUUGAACAGAAGGGAAAAACUUUGAUCACUCGUAUCUUGGUAAUAAAAAAUAUCAUAUCUUUUUAUUUGCUAUGGCAACAUUAUGUGGCAGUUUUUGUUGUUUAUAUUUACACCAUAACAAUGUAGUAUUUUUAACUAGCAAGUUAUUUAAAAAUAUGGAUGCACAAGUUUGUCUUAUACUGUAUAUUCAGAAAUUAUUGCGGCAUUUAUUAUUGCAAUUUUUGAAGAAAGGACAAAAGUGUGAGAUUAAUUAUUGCAAUUUCAGGAAAAGCUGCAUACAGAUAUAUGUAUUAGAUAUUAGAAUGCAAAAUUUUACUAUUGCAGUACUCACCUAAUCGCAUUAUUUGCAUUAAUAAAAACCUCGCAAUAAUUACAGAAUUUACAAUAUGCCAUGACUUACAACUAACAAAUGCAUUAUUAUUCAUAGGAAUUUAUUGAAUAAAAGCGUUUUUUAGACGGUAUACAUGUAUUUCUGUGAUAUUUAUAAUCUACAAAAAGUUCAAAUGGCAAGUUAUUUGGUAUGAAAUAUUUACAGCAAGGUUUGAAAAUAGAACUUUUUUUCUUUUUUCGUGUAAAACUUUUGACAAGUCCAAAAUAUUGCUUUCUGGGUAAAACAAUAUAUAUAUAUAUAAAAAAGAAGAUGUGGUAUUAUGGCCAAUGAGACAACUCUCCACAAGAGACCAAAUGACACAGAAAUUAACAACUAUAGGUCACCGUACGGCCUUCAACAAUGAGCAAAGCCCAUACCGCACAGUUAGCUAUAAAAGGCCCUGGAAUGACAAUGUAAAACAAUUCAAACGAUUCAGUUCAGUUUAAAUAUCAUAUGUUUGUCUGAAAAUAAUCCUUAAAUCAAUUUUUAUAAAUGGUCUUGAAAUUACAUUAUCUUACUGCAGAUUCAUUUAUUGUUGGGGGUACCCCUUUUCAUAGAUUGCGGAAAUUUUUUAUUUUUGUGGAUAUUUGAUUUCAUGGUUUUGUUUGCAUUCAAGCUUAUUGAAAAAAUUUUACUUCUUUGAUCUUUCAAAUUUGUACAUCAACUUUAUCCACUAAACCCAAGAAAAUAAGAAUUCCGCAAAUAAUAAUUUUAUGCGACUGCAUAUUGCUGCUUGCACACAAGUUUCAGCAUAACAAUCUAUUAUGUAUAAUGGAACUUUAAUUAGAUUUCUAUCAGAGCAUUUAUAAGUGGACAUAUCUCCAUAUGAUUUGAUGUUUUAAUGUAAUGAAAUUAUUGCAAAGACAAUAUGUUCUAUGUAUUUAAAUUUUAAAACUUAUUUCAAGCAUUUGCUUGUAUAUUGUAUGCAUUUUAUAUAAUACCAUAAUUUUUUUAUUUAUUAAUAUAUUGAUAUUGAAUUGAGUAAUAUACAACUUAUAAUAUGUAAAGCAGAUUUGAUUGCAUGGAAAUGAGUAAUUGAGAAUCAGUUAUUAAAUUUGUCUUUUUUUUAUAGUAAAGAUUUGACCCUGAAAAUCAUAAAUGUCUUAGGAUUUAUCAAGAUAGAUAAAUAUUUGAUCAAUUUGCAAGAUACAGUUUUUGUCCAAAACUAAUCAAAUACAACGUAUGAUAGAACCCCAAACAUUAUAGUCUAUAUUAGAACAGAGGUGGUUUCAGCCGGGGCCUUUAGGGAUUAUUUGCAGCUUAAAAUUAUUUUUUUUAAUGAGUAAAUAUUGCCAGUUAUAACUAUUUGGAGCUAGUAAGGUAUAAAAAACAGACAUAAUAUGCUUAUUUUAAACUAGAAUAGCCAACUGGUACUAGGAUAUGGGUUGUCACUUGAGAUUAUUAACUGGUAUUACUUUACUCAUAUGACAUGACCAGUUGUCUUCCAUGGCUACGUUGAGACAUUCUAUAGAAGAAUUGGUAUAUAGUGAUACUGUAUUUUAAUCAUCGCAUUUGAAUUUCUUUUCUUAAAUGAAAUGUUGAAUUAGGUACGCAGUAUUCAAAGUUAAUUAUGCCAUUUUUAAUGAGGUCAAGUUUAUUAAUUAAUACUUAUAAAUUUUAAGCAGGUGAUGCUAGAACACAUGUGGAAUGGCUUCCUAUUGAAUUUUUGUCCCCUGCGUAAUGCGUUGCGGGGGACAUGGAAAUACCGGGCGUCUGUCAGUGAGUCCGUCCAUCUGUCCCUUCUUGUUAGUGCUCUCACGGGUACAAUUCUUGCCAGAUUUUUAUAAAACUUAUACUAUAAGUUAAUAUCAGCAAUAUCUCGGACAAGUUUUAUCAUGGUGGCCGAUCGACUUUUUAAAAAAAGAGUUAUGCCCCUUGGAAAUAUUAAAUUUAUGGAAAAUGGCCUCAUUAGCGCUCUCACGGGUACAAUUCAUGCCAGAUUUUUAUAAAACUUAUACUAUAUGUUAAUAUCAGCAAUAUCUGGGACAUGUUCUUUAAUGGUGGAGGAUCGACGUUUUUAACUCACCUGGCCCAAAGGGCCAAGUGUGCUUUUCUCAUCACUUGGCGUCCGGCGUCCGUUGUCGUCGUCCGUCGUUGUUAGCUUUUUACAAAAAUCUUCUCCUCUGAAACCACUGGGCCAAAUUUAACCAAACUUGGCCACAAUCAUCAUUAGGGUAUCUAGUUUUAAAAAUGUGUCCGAUGACCCCGCCAACCAACCAAGAUGGCCGCCAUAGCUAAAAAUAGAACAUAGGGGUAAAAUGUAGAUUUUGGCUUAUAUCUCUGAAACCAAAGCAUUUAGAGUAAAUCUGACAUAGGGUAAAACUGAUUAUCAGGUCAAGAUCUAUCUGCCUUGAAAUUUUGAGACAAAUCUGACAACCUGUUGUUGGGUUGCUGCCCCUGAAUUGGUAAUUUUAAAGAAAUUUUGCAGUUUUUGGUUAUUAUCUUGAAUAUUAUUAUAGAUAGAGAUAAACUGUAAACAGCAAUAAUGUUCAGCAAAGUAAGAUCUACAAAUAAGUUGUCAUGACCAAAAUUGUCAGUCCACCCCUUUAGGAGUUAUUGCCCUUAAUAGUCAAUUUUUUAACAGUUUUUCGUAAAUUUUUGUAAUCUUUUACAAAAAUCUUCUUCUCUGAAACUACUGAGACAAAUUCAACCAUACUUGGCCAUAAUCAUUAUUAGGGUAUCUAGUUUAAAAAAUUUGUCCGAUGACCACGCCUUCCAACCAUCAUGGCUGACUUGGUUAAAAAUAGAACAUAGGGGUAAAAUGCAGUUUUUGAAUUAUAUCUCUGAAACUGAAGCAUUUAGAGCAAAUCUGACGGGUGGCAAAAAUGUUCAUCAGAUUUAGAUUUAUCUGCCCUGAAAUUUUCAGACGAAUCCGACGACGUGUUGUUGGAUUGCUGCCCCUGAGUUAGUAAUUUUACAAAAAUUUUGCAGUUUUUAAAUUUUUGUUAUUAUCUUAGAUAUCUUUAUAAUAUCUAAUAUCUAAUACUAUUAAUUAUGAUUUUAAUCUUAUUUUACAUGAUUUCCAAAGCAUCAGUAAAUACAGGUGAGCGACACAGGCUCUUGAGAGCCUCUAGUUUAAGAGUUAUGCCCCUUGGAAAUAUCAAAACUAUUGGUCUAACUAUACCUUAGUAAUCCACAGAAGUUAGUAUCUAAGUACUAUAAAUUCAGAAAUGAUUGCAUAUAUUUAUCCUUGCAAUUUUUCAUAAUGGACAAAAAUGUGCGAUAAGUUAUUGCGAUUUCAUGGAAAACUGGCAUACAGAUAUAUGUAUCAGAAAUCAGAAUGUGAGUUCUUAUUAUUGUGAUACUCACCCAGUCACAUUAUUCACAUUAAUGAUAACCCAGCAAUAAUUUCUGAAUUUACAGUUAUUUAAAAUAUUUCAUUUUUUUGCCUUUUGUAUUGAAUAAAUAUCUAACCUAGUCAAGUAUUAAGUGAUCGUGUGUUGUGCAAUAUUUAGUCUGUAAAUACUAAAUAUAUAUUUUUGUACAGAUUUGCAGGAAAAACAUGGCUUCUGUUGAGCAGAUUGAGCAUCCAUUUUUGCUUACAUUAUAAUUUUAAGAAUUGAUUGAUGUAAUUUAAUGAUCAUAUGUUUUUUUAUUGAUUGUGAUUUUUGUGGUUGCAGAAGACAUCUGGCCUUGCAAUCAUAAAAAUUUCGAGCACGAUUAUCGUACUUAGACUCAGAAAUCAACCAAUCAAAAUGCUGGAAUUGGUGUUUCAAACACAAAUUUUAUACUCCGAGUACUGAGUAAAGUUUUAUGACCGAGAGCCCAGGCCAUGUGGUCAUAAAACUUUAGAGCAUAAUUAUCGUACACAGACUCAGAAAUCAACCUAUCAACAUACUGGAAUUGGUGUCCAGCACGAAUUUUGUACUUUAAGUAAUUUGUUAAGUUUUAUGACUGAAAGGUCUGACCUUAUUGUUAAUGUCAUUACAUAUAGUGUAAAGGUACACAUGUUCAGAAUAAAAAAUGAUUUUAGAAAACAAUUGCAGCAAAUUUUUUGAUAUCUGAAUGGAUAAUUAACUAGGACUUGAAAAAAAUUGAACUAACUAAAAUUUAUUGCUCAUUGCCCAGUAUUCAGCACUUAGGUGUUGACAUGAAUUAUCAUUGAUAUGAUCAUAGUUUUAAAUUAACUGUUUUUAAAACUUUGAAUUUUUCAAAAUACUAAGGCUUUUUUACCUCAGGAAUAGAUUACCCUAGCUGUGUUUGUCAAAACCUUUCAGAUGUUUUGGUUCUCAAUGCUCUUCAACUUCAUACUUAAUUUGGCCCUUUUCACUUGUUUUAUUCGAGGGUCACUGAUGAGUCUUUUUUAGAAGAAACGCAUGUCUGAUGUAUCAAAUUUGAAUCCUUGUAGCAAUUUUCCAGAGAUAAUGGGACACAUUUUGGAAAACAGCAAAAUUUGUCAAAACUUUUGAUAGCAGAACAAAAACUGAAUACUCCUUCUAAGAGAUAUGAAUAUGUAUAGUUCAUUAUAUGGAAACAUUGGAUGUAAUUAAAGGAUCUUAGUCCCAAAGGGGUUUAGUAUUUAAUAUCAAAUAUAUUUCAGUUUUUAGUGCAAUUUUUUAUUAUUUUUUCUAUUUUGAUGCUGUGAAUUAUGUCUGACUGUGUCAGCCAAUAUUAUGUAUAGAGUUGAUCUAAGGUUAUGGAAAAUUCUGAAAUUAUUUCAUGUUAACUUUAUAAUUGUUAUUGCCAAAAAAAAAAGAGAUCAAAAUGCUUAAAAUUAUUGCGAUAUUUAAAGAAUUCUGCAUGAAAGAAGUAGCGCUGUUUAAAUUGAAAUGCAAGUUAUUAUUAUGGUAACAAUGAGAUAAUUUCUGAAUUUUAAGUAUGUUGCAUUGUCAGUAACUUAUCAAAGAAUUUGUUUUAAGUUUUUUUUUGCGAAAAGCUGCUUUUGAGUGCAGGGUAGCAUUAGUAGACAUUUUUAUAUAAAAUAACGAAAUGGUAAAAUAUAGGCAAAAUAUAUACAUAUUAAUUCCAGUUUUUUAUCAUUAGGACUAUUCCAUUUAAACAGAUGAGGGUAGGUAGGAAAGGACGGACUUAUAAAAAAAAUACAACCAAAGUCCUAAAUGAGAAUUGUGGAUAUAACAAAAUGGAUAUCCAUUUACCUUUAGUCUAUGGUGGAAAAUUGUCUCAUUGGCAAUUAUACCACAUCUCCUUUUUUAUACAAUUUCAAUUGACCAAUGACCCUUGUUCUAAAAUGAAACUUCCUAUCCUACCUUCCCACAUCUAUAUUAAUGGAAUAGUCCAUAUAAACUUGUACAUAAUUAGAUGUAUACUCCUUACAUUAUGUGAUUUUAAAUUUUUUAAACUUUUCAAAUCUAUUUUAACUGUGAUAUGUGAAUAUGGAUGUUUAUAUAAUAUAAUUAUCAUAAUAAACAUGAUCUUAUUAAAAUAAA
This is a messenger RNA of Mytilus californianus (California mussel), 11898 nucleotides long. RefSeq names its product phosphatidylinositol 4-phosphate 3-kinase C2 domain-containing subunit alpha-like. Gene Ontology annotation, molecular function: 1-phosphatidylinositol-4-phosphate 3-kinase activity; phosphatidylinositol binding; 1-phosphatidylinositol-3-kinase activity. Gene Ontology annotation, cellular component: plasma membrane; cytoplasm; phosphatidylinositol 3-kinase complex. The transcript has 38 exons. Gene Ontology annotation, biological process: phosphatidylinositol-mediated signaling; cell migration; phosphatidylinositol 3-kinase/protein kinase B signal transduction. Bases 124 to 5712 code for a protein of 1862 amino acids. The record is from RefSeq and is a predicted model, not a curated record. NCBI's taxonomy places the organism in Eukaryota, Metazoa, Mollusca, Bivalvia, Mytilida, Mytilidae.